Urocitellus parryii (Arctic ground squirrel) is the source of this 693-nucleotide messenger RNA. RefSeq names its product SIGLEC family-like protein 1. Gene Ontology annotation, molecular function: sialic acid binding. Gene Ontology annotation, biological process: cell adhesion. The record is from RefSeq and is a predicted model, not a curated record. Lineage: Eukaryota; Metazoa; Chordata; Mammalia; Rodentia; Sciuridae. Gene Ontology annotation, cellular component: plasma membrane.
AUGUCCUCCAAUACUGCUGUCUCCAGCAAUGACUCCUCCUCCUCCUCCUCUUCCUCCUUCUCCUCUUCCUCCGGGCUGCACCUCACCCUGAAGCCCGAGGACCAUGGCACCAUUGUUGGACGUCACUUGAACUUCUCCCUAGAGAACUGGACCAGAAGUAGCCUGGCCAAGCUCCAAGCAGUCUCACCMGCCAGGCUGCUCAACGCCUCCUGCUCCUGGGAGAAGACACUGCAGUGCAGCUGCUCCUUCCACGGGAUCCCCACGCCCUCUGUGCAGUGGUGGGUGGGCGGUGUCCCUGUGGGUGUGAACAGCGUGGAUGGCGGCCUCCAGGUGACUUCCACCACGCUUGGCCCCUGGGCCAACAGCACCAUCAGCCUCAGGGGGGAUCCAGAAAUAGUCAGGAGGCUGCACUGUGCGGGCAGGAAUCCGUAUGGAAUCCACACUUCCAGCAUCUUCCUGAUACCAGGUAAGAGCUCCGUUUCCAGCGUGUUCCUGCGAGGGCUGGUCCAGGGCACGGUGUACGGGGCCAUGGCGUCCGCGCUGCUCCUCUUCUGCCUUGUCCUCCUUGCGAUGAAGAUGCUUCGGUGGAGGGCCAAAGAAGCCCUGGCCCUCAGGAGACCAGAGUUGCUGGGGCAGCCAGAAGCACCCAACGUGUUGGAAGCUGCAACCCCACAGGCCUGGGCUGGAGUGUGA